GGAAACUACAGUUUGGUACUGAGUUUAUUCUUUUAGGGUUUCCGACCCAUCCUGAACUGCAGAUUGUCCUGUUCCUUACGUUUCUGACAUUGUAUGGUAUGAUUUUAACAGGGAACAUUGGGCUGAUGCUGUUAUUCAGGAUCGAUCCUCACCGUCACACCCCUAUGUAUUUUUUCCUUAGCAACCUCUCAUUUGCAGACCUCUGUUACUCCUCAGUCGUUGUUCCCAAAAUGCUGUUCAAUUUCCUCAGAAAUUGAAAACAAAGCUAUCUCCUGUUAUGGCUGUGCCCUACAGUUUUAUUUUUUCUGCACUUUUGCAGAUACAGAAUCUUUUAUUUUGGCUGCCAUGGCAUAUGAUUGUUAUGUCGCCAUCUGUAACCCUUUACUCUUUACAGCUGUGAUGUCUCGGAGCAUCUGUACAUGGUUGAUUGUCUUGUCCUACAUUGGAGGUAACAUGGUUUACACAUCCUUUGCCUUUAUUCUGAAGUACUAUGAUAAAAAUGUCAUUAAUCAUUUUUUCUGUGACCUCCCUCCCCCCUUGAGCUAUCCUGCACAGACACAUCCGUUAAUGAGUGGCUUCUCUCCACUUACAGCAGCUCAGUGGAAAUUACCUGUUUCACUGUCAUCAUCAUCUCCUACUUUUUUCAUCCUUCGUUCAGUUUCUUCUUCCAGUGGGAAGAAGAAAACCUUCUCCACAUGUGCUUCUCACCUGACUUCUGUGGCCAUCUAUCAAGGAACACUUCUCUUCAUUUACUCACCGCCCAGCUACCUGUAUUCUCCCAACACUGAUAAAAUUAUCUCCGGGUUCUACACCAUUAUCAUCCCAGUGCUGAAUCUGUUGAUUUAUAGUUUGAGAAAUAAAGAUGUAAAAGAUGUUACUAAGAGAGCUAUAAGGUUAAAGGUGGAUUCUUUAUGA
Molecule: messenger RNA, 915 nt
Organism: Callorhinus ursinus (northern fur seal)
Lineage: Eukaryota; Metazoa; Chordata; Mammalia; Carnivora; Otariidae
Product: olfactory receptor-like protein OLF1
Biological process (GO): G protein-coupled receptor signaling pathway
Cellular component (GO): membrane
Molecular function (GO): olfactory receptor activity
Source: RefSeq, a predicted model, not a curated record